Xiphias gladius (swordfish) is the source of this 1392-nucleotide messenger RNA. It is a transcript of the gene sdsl, whose product is annotated as serine dehydratase-like. The transcript is spliced from 9 exons. The record is from RefSeq and is a predicted model, not a curated record. Gene Ontology annotation, molecular function: pyridoxal phosphate binding; threonine deaminase activity; L-serine ammonia-lyase activity. NCBI's taxonomy places the organism in Eukaryota, Metazoa, Chordata, Actinopteri, Istiophoriformes, Xiphiidae. Gene Ontology annotation, biological process: L-threonine catabolic process; L-serine catabolic process. The coding region runs from base 235 to 1203 and encodes 322 amino acids.
CGCCGCCCGGUCACCCCACGUUCUUGUGGUCCGAAGGGUUUUGCCGCGUCGCUUGACGUGGGCUCCUGUUGUGAUACACACUUUCGUUCCAGGACAGAAGGCUGCAGCGGAAAACCACCACCACCGACCAGCACCGAGAAAACACAUAAAUCUCCAGAUAUUAUCAAACAGUCACGUAUCUGUAGAUUUGACGGCCUUGCUGUGUUUUGGCCGUCCAGUGACGCUCGUUGCACCAUGGCCGAGCACUUCCACCUGAACACGCCGCUGCUGGAGAGCGUCCGCAUGUCCAGGCGGGUGGGGACCACCGUCUAUUUAAAGAUGGAGAACUCGCAGCCCUCUGGCUCCUUCAAGAUCCGCGGCAUCGGGCACCUCUGCCGGCAGCUCGCCAGACAGUCCAAAGGAGUUGUCUGCUCCUCAGGUGGUAAUGCAGGUAUGGCCGCAGCCUACGUAGCCAGAAAAAUGGGUCUACCAGCCACCAUCGUAGUUCCCUCCUCCUCUCCUCGUAUGGUCAUUCAGAGACUCCAGGAUGAGGGUGCUGCCGUCAAGAUUAUAGGGAAGGUUUGGGAUGAUGCCAACGCAGAGGCGCUCAGACUGGCAGAAACCGAAGGACUCACCUAUGUCCCUCCGUUUGAUCACCCCCUGCUAUGGCAGGGCCACGCCACAAUGAUCGCAGAGGCUGCCGCCUCUCUGGGUCCCAGUGUGAGGCCUGGAGCCGUGGUGGUGUCUGUGGGUGGAGGAGGGCUCCUGUGUGGAGUCGUCCAGGGCCUGAAGGAUCUAGGCUGGACGGACGUCCCGAUCGUCGCUAUGGAGACGGUGGGGGCCGACUGUUUUAACGCGGCGGUUAGGGCGGGGAGGACGGUCACUUUGGACGACAUCACCAGUGAAGCCAAGUGCCUUGGAGCAAAGACCGUUUGCAAGCAGGCUUUUGAAUACAGCCAGUGCAGCGAGCUGACUAUCAUCUCUGAACUGGUGACUGACCAGCAGGCUCUGCAUGCUGUUGAGACGUUCCUGGAUGAGGAGCGUGUGUUGGUGGAGAUGGCAUGUGGAGCAGCACUAGCAGCUGUCUACACUGGACUUAUACGCAGAUUACAGGAUGAAGGUCGCCUGCCGACUCCCCUGGGCCCCCUGCUGGUGAUCGUGUGCGGCGGCUGCAGCGUCGACAUGGAGCAGCUGUCCGACCUCAGGAACAAACUACGGACCUAAGCCGCCGCGUGCGUGCUGGCAGGUGCACGUGUAUGGGUACAUAGCAAUAAAUGGGUUUCUGUGUGAGUAAACAAUGUUGGGCUACAACCGCUGCAAAGGCAGUGCAUCAACUCAAGAGAAUGGAGGGAUGAAUGAAAGGGUGGAUGGAGUAAAAAUGAAUUCCGGGAAAUAAAGAGCAACAUACAAGAA